UAGAGUUAAAGUUAUGUUUAUUUGGUAAUAUAUUUGUGAAAAUGCGGCAAUUAUAUUUAUCGUUUCUCGCUAUAUUAAUGUUCGUGUUGCCUUCAACGAAAUGCUCGGAUUCGGGUAGAGAUGGUUUCAAUUUUUAUAAAGAUUACGUUCGCGGUCGUUCAGAUGACAAUUUGUCGGGGGAGCCAUUACCUGAAAAGAUGCUUUACUUUUAUCGAACACCAGUUCAAUUUUUACCCGGUUAUGUACCUAACGAUCAACAAGAAAAUAGGAAAAGGAGGGGGAAUGUAUUUAAAAGUUAUAUGUUGAACAAAGAUGUAGGAACAAAUGAACCUCGUAGAAAACGGUCAACAAAAUCACUUAUGUUACAAGGCAAGCAACCAUAUCAUAUGACAAACAAUAUUUCCGAAGAAGAGAUAGAAGGGAUUACUUCGCAGUAUUAAAUAAAUUGAAAUAA
Papilio polytes (common Mormon) is the source of this 454-nucleotide messenger RNA. RefSeq lists its product as uncharacterized. Bases 42 to 440 code for a protein of 132 amino acids. Lineage: Eukaryota; Metazoa; Arthropoda; Insecta; Lepidoptera; Papilionidae. The record is from RefSeq and is a predicted model, not a curated record. The transcript is spliced from 5 exons.